Molecule: messenger RNA, 859 nt
Organism: Sphaerodactylus townsendi
Lineage: Eukaryota; Metazoa; Chordata; Lepidosauria; Squamata; Sphaerodactylidae
Product: C-type lectin domain family 2 member B-like
Exons: 5
Coding region: 120-647 (175 amino acids)
Source: RefSeq, a predicted model, not a curated record
GCUAUGAGUGUGUUUUCCCCAGAGCUCUUCAGCUGUUCCUGCCGGCACAGUGAGUCACCUCUUGCAGUGGAUCUGUACACCUGUUAAUCAGAGAGCCAGAAAAGGGAGCUGUGACUGAAAUGCUCAGAAUUGUCCUCUGCCUGCACAUCCUUGCUUGUCUCAAGAUUACAGUUGCUUUUGGGUCAUCACCAGGGAAGGUCUUGGAGAGAGAAUCUGUUCAGUGCCAUUCUGACGCAGAUGUCCCUGAAGUCUGUGGUCCGGCAUGUCCAACCCGAUGGCUUAGCUAUGAAGGAAAAUGCUACUUUUUCUCAGAGGAAGAAAGAGACUGGGCUUCCAGCCAAAGCUUUUGUGCUUCCCAUGGCUCCUCCUUAGCUGUGAUUGAGACGGAGGUCGAAAAGGCGUUCAUUCUCCGUUUUGGGUGCUCUCCUGAUCACUGGAUUGGCCUCCGGAAGGAACCUGACCAAACUUGGAAAUGGAUAGAUGGGACAGAAUUAAACAAUAUGUUGGAAGUGAAAGGAGAAGACGGAGACUGUGCAUUUCUGAAUUCUGACUCUGCAGUUUCCUCACAUUGCCAUAGUACACGAAGGUGGAGCUGCAGCCAUCCUUAUAUUCAUGCAAGGAAAAAAAGCUGUUGGGUAACAAAAUGAUAAGGCUUGGUGGAACGACAAGGUGUCAGGAUGCCGUUGCUGGGAAGGGGGAUUUGCGGGGGAGUGCUUUAGCUUCUUGCAGGUGCUGCUUAUCUGCUUCCCUGGCCUUGGAGCUCUGUGGAUGGGACUAGCCUUCAGGCUGGGCUCUUUCUAACUAUCUUGGUUAACAUGUGGGGGUGGGGAUCUGCUGCAACAUAUUAUCAACAGUUUCA